AAUGAAGUUGUCAUUGUCGUUUUAUUUAAUUAGUAUAUUCAUGUUCCUGCAUAUUGCAAUUGCAAGUCACACGACAUUUGUUGAUGGUGUUGGUGGAUUUUAUCAAUUUGCUAGCGAAUCUGCUUCAAAUCAAAUAGCGACCGAUACAGCCACCGAGCCACAAAAGAAUGGCGCAGGAAAGGUCAAUGCUCGUAAUAGUGGAUUUAUGAUGGUUUUGGCAUUCAUAGGCUUACUAUAAAGUUUGGAAUCUAUAUAGAUUGUAUUUCAAUGGAGGUAUAAUACUGGUAUUUUAGAUUCAUUGAUAUUUAGUUAACACAAAGAAUACAUAGAAAGAAUUUAUCAAGAAUAACAUUAAGAUAUUUGUAAAUUCCAACAGGAAAAGUUUCAAAUUCACAAUCACGAGACUCUUUGACACUUAAUAUACUGUAUUGGGCCUCAGAGCACAGAGGUUCAAAGUUGAAGGGUCAACUCUGAAAGUUCUCCCCUUAUGGAAACAAGAUUUAUUUUUAGAGGUAACUAGUAGAUCUGGAUAGUAAUAAAAAUUGAAAAAUUAUAGGGUUUUUGCACGCCAAUUUUACCGCUAUACAUACUAUGUAAUUUGAUUA
Molecule: messenger RNA, 605 nt
Organism: Spathaspora passalidarum NRRL Y-27907
Lineage: Eukaryota; Fungi; Ascomycota; Pichiomycetes; Serinales; Debaryomycetaceae
Exons: 1
Coding region: 41-238 (65 amino acids)
Source: RefSeq, a predicted model, not a curated record